This is a messenger RNA of Hemicordylus capensis (graceful crag lizard), 2039 nucleotides long. Its product is annotated as perilipin-3-like. The record is from RefSeq and is a predicted model, not a curated record. The transcript has 8 exons. Gene Ontology annotation, biological process: positive regulation of triglyceride storage; lipid storage. Bases 250 to 1596 code for a protein of 448 amino acids. Gene Ontology annotation, cellular component: lipid droplet; cytosol. Lineage: Eukaryota; Metazoa; Chordata; Lepidosauria; Squamata; Cordylidae.
CUGCCCUUACUUUUGUGGGUAUCGAUAACCUUAGAAAGCAGAAUUUAUUCUUUGGUAAGUAUGAAUGCAGCUUUAGGGUAGUGUAAGCAGCGGGGCUCUUGUUUGGAAUGUACUGGGUCCGUCCCCCCCCCCCCCCACUGGCCUGUGUAGAAGACUGUGCUGAUUAUUCCUUCAAACUCGGAGGGACUGUGAGUUUCUGUACAAAGUUUCACCGCAGGAAAAAACAAACAUCAGCCAGUACAUAUCAUCAUGUCUUCCAAUGAAGUGAGAGCCAAGGCUGAAUUCCUUGAGGGCACAGAACAAGACCUACAGUAUGUUGUACACAAGGUUGCUGCGCUGCCCUUGGUCAGCUCUGCCUAUGAGAUGGUUUCUGCUACAUAUACUUCUGCCAAGGAAUCCCACCCAGCCAUCCAAGCAGUCUGUGAUGUGGCAGAGACAGGUGUGAAGACCAUUGCUACUUCUGCAGCAAGUAGUGCACAGCCUCUUCUGAGCAGACUGGGACCUCAAAUUGCUGCAGCAAACGUUUAUGCCUGCCAAGGUCUUGACAAGCUGCAAGAGACUCUCCCCGUCCUGCAACAGAGAGUGGAAAAGGUGGUGCUGGAUGCCAAAGGCCUUGUGUCAGGUGCUAAGGACUCUGUCUGCACUAAAGUCACUGAAGCAACCGAUAUAGCAUCAAGUAUGGCAGAUGUAGCCAAAGAAGCUGUCCAGGAAGGCAUGGGGAUGGCCAGGUCUGCAAUGACAAGUGGCAUGAGCACCGUGGCAGAGAGCACUGUAGGGCAGAUAGUUGCUGGCUGUCUUGACAAAGCAAUAGAAACAUCGGAUCAAUUGCUAGACCACUAUCUCCCAAUGACUGAUGAAGAGCUAGCUGCCCUUGCUACCUCGGUAGACCCAGAAGAUUCUGGAGUCAGUCCCUCUGGAAUACAGAAACAGCCGCAUGGUUAUUAUGUACGUCUGGGUUCCCUCUCGGCCAAGCUCCGCAACAGAGCCUACCAGCAUUCCCUGGGAAAGCUGCAAAAUGUAAAGCAAAGUACCCAAGUGAUACUGCCUCAGCUUCAACAAGCCAUUGAGCUGAUUGCAAAUACCAAGAAGACCGUGGAUCAGAAAGUGUAUGAAGGCCAGGAGAAGCUGCAGCAGAUGUGGCUAGAGUGGCAGCAAACUCAACCAGGACAGAGCCAAACCACUAAAAAGAAUCUAGCCGAAAUGGAAUCCGAGGCUUUAAGCAUGUCCCACAAGAUUGCUCUGCAGAUGCAGGCUGUAUGCCAGAGCCUCCUGACCAACGUGCAGGGUCUCCCUGCUCCUCUUCAAGAGAAGGUGCAGCAAACCUAUGGCAACAUGGAAGAGCUGCAGACUACCCUCUCCAGGGCCAAAACCUUCCAGGACGUUUCCACUGGUAUCCUGAACGAGAGCCAGGAGAGGAUAAACAAGGCCCGAGAGGUUGUGGAUGAGGUCGUUGACUAUGUGAUGCAGAACACUCCUCUGACCUGGGUUGUGGGGCCUUUUGCUCCUGCUGGAACUCUUCCAGUUGAGCCCACAGAACUGACUGUGGAGGCCAAGGUAGAUGUGGAGACACAGGUAGAUGCUACGGUGGAUGUCUGAGAGAAUGCCAGCUCCAAAUUUCAGUUUCGGUUCAGGCUUGUAGGUAACAUCCCUCCCGUGGAAUCAUCUCUAGUUUAUUAGUAGUAAGAUUUGAGUAUCUAAAGCUGCAAUAGAUCUAUAUACAGUAUUGACUAACAAAAGGCUGAUAAUGGCAGAUACACUUGUUCAAGGAAUGUGUACCAGUCUUGGUGGUACUAUUGUCAGAAGAAUGGAAAGAUUUCAAAUGGACCAUCUUGCCUGAAAACUAGACUGCUUAGGAACUGGCAAAAUUGAAUGGUUCUCAUUCUAUGUGGAACCAUGUAUCUGCUAGUCUUGGACUCUUCUGAUCAGAUGCAACCUACAGAAAUCUAAGGGUUUGGUGUAGAGAAGAUACUUCUAUAUCCUGAAGUGCUUGUCUUUUGUGCUAUGUAUGUCUAUGCAAAUAAAACAUAACUGCAGUGAGA